AUGGAUAGACAAGUUCAUUCCAAUGAAAGCUCCAGAUCAUUGGCAAAAUCACACUCAAUGGCAUUGGAUCGCGAUGUUUUAGAUAUCUACGAUGCUGAUGAUGCUGAUGAUGCCUUUAUCAUGGAUGCAAAAUAUGAAGCUACUUCAGGUGCUGAAGUUGCUGACAAGCAACAACAUCUAACUGAAGAUCAGCGCAAACUUUUGGCUCAAGCGUUGAAGAAUACAGACAAGAUUUUUGAUGGUCAACUCGGCCAUUACAAGCAUGAGAAGGUUCCCUUGGAGCUCAUUGAGAAUGCGCAACCCGUGUUUUCAAAAGCGUAUUCUGUACCGAAGCAACAUGAACCUGCAUUUCUCAAAGAACUGAAACAUCUACAAGAAAUAGGAGUUCUUGAACGAACAGGCCCGUCGGAAUGGGCAUCGCCAACAUUCAUCAUUCCAAAGAAGGACGGUAGGGUGCGAUGGAUCAGCGAUCUCAGACAGCUGAACAAGAAUAUCAAGCGUAAAGUAUACCCCUUACCUUUGAUUGAUGAUAUUGUUGCGCGUCGUUCUGGCUACAAGUACUUCACAAAACUUGAUCUCACAAUGAUGUAUUAUUCUUUUGAAUUGGAUGAGCCGAGCAAAAAACUUUGCACGAUCAACACCCAGUACGGUCUGUACCAAUACAACCGCAUGGCUAUGGGAUUGAAACCGGCUCCUGACUUUGCCCAGUACUACAUCGAACAAACUCUACGCGACCUAAAACAAAAAGGUGUCGAAAUUUAUAUUGACGAUGUUGGCCUGUUCUCCAAUUCCUACGAAGAACAUAUGGCCUUGAUCCAAGAAGUAUUGCAGCGACUACAAGCUGCUGGUUUCAAAAUCAAUCCCUUGAAGUGCGAGUGGUGUGUCCAAGAAACUGAUUUCUUGGGCCAUUGGUUGACUCCUGAAGGCGUCAAACCGUGGAAGAAAGAGAUUGAUGCCAUCCUCAAGAUGUCAGCACCUACAAAUGUAACAGAAUUGCGUGCAUUUCUUUGUGCUGUUACCUUUUACCGCCACAUGUGGCCGCGUCGAUCUCAUCUUCUCAAACCCCUUACAGAGCUCACAGGCAAAGGAAUGUUUGAAUGGACUGAUCAAUGUGCAAAAGCUUUCGCUGAGAUGAAAGCUCUCAUGGCUAGCGAUAUAAUGAUGCGCUACCCCAAUCCAAACAAACCCUUUGAAAUCUAUACUGAUGCGUCUGACUACCAGAUGGGCGCUGACAUCAUGCAGGAAGGUAAACCCGUCGCCUACUGGAGUCGUAAGCUCAAUGCUGCACAACGCAAUUACUCAGUAAUGGAAAAAGAAAUGUUGGCUGUUGUACAUUGUUUGAAAGAAUUUUGA
Cylindrotheca closterium is the source of this 1353-nucleotide messenger RNA. Lineage: Eukaryota; Bacillariophyta; Bacillariophyceae; Bacillariales; Bacillariaceae. The record is from the annotation of a GenBank genome assembly.